GAUGACAGUGUCUUGUAAAUCAGCCAACUCCACACAGCUUUAUGUGCAGCUGGUACUGUAAGUGUCCAUGUUUCUAGUUGAGGCUGUGCGAUAUGCGGCGACCCCCCGACGGUGAUCCUACGUUGGCUAGAUUGCGGACGCUGAUAGAAAUCUGAGUGUGCAAUAGCUUCGUGUGGUAUGUGCUAACCUUCGAGUUGGACACACGUCGAAACUAAUCUCUUCUGGUUUGUUCGCAUCGCAGAUUCAACUUCUUACUCUUGAGUCGCGAGUCUAGCCGCCUCACCCACGGAAACUGAACUCGCUCCUCAGGUUUACGUAUUUGAUCACCGGCGGCAUCUUGACAAUGAUGUCGUGCCUGUAUCUUGAGACCAUCAAAAUAUCAAAAUUACGAGUUUGAGAUUGCCAUCGCAGACCACUCUGACUCCAAACGCAUAUAAACUCGAUGAUGCAUAAUCCAUCCAUUUACACACUUCACGGUAUUCCACUGCUGCGAGCUCAAUGCCAUCUCUGGGUAAACGAUUCAGCUUCAAAAACAUUAAGCGACGCUUUAAUAGUGAAGACAAAGGCAGUAAUCCUAAGGACCGCUCGCCCUCUUCGUCACCCUUCAAAGGUUUUGAAUCUCUUCCUCCCGACGUCGAGAAAGGGGUGUCAGAAUCGUCAAUUACUAGGAGCAUGGACUGGAACGCAGAGCCUUCCAAUGGAACAAAGUCAACGGAGGAAUUUGGUCCUCAUUCGAGCCGUGUGGAAAGCUCGGACUCUUCUUUGAAGAAAGAUGUUACAGUGGUGUAUGCUGCAAUUCCACCCCUACCAACCCCGCCCGAUACAAUCAGACUCGGUAUGCCAUCCCCUCAGUUUUUCGACCCACCUCAAAAGAGUCCAAUGGAUCCGGUCCAAAACCUCGCCGACAAUGGUACUAUGGACAAGGUGAACGGAGGUCCGAAGUCUUCGAAGACAGAGAAUCUGCUGAACAAGAUAGAUGAUGCAGUUGCUUCAGCGCAAGACCCCAAAGGUGUUGUUUCCACCGUAGUCCAGCCCGUAAAAAUGCUACUUGAAUCGUCUGGUGCCAUGAAGGCUAUAGAGGCCGGCUUGAACUCAUUCAUGGAGGAUAUUCCGUGGUUGAUGAAGGGUCUGGAUGAAGUCGCAAGGAUUCAUCCCGUAGUUACAGUUGCGGUUCUCGCCUUCAAGGCCGUCUACAAUAUGGAAUUGACCAGACGAGAAAACGACAAACGUAUCCGAGCACUGUAUAUCGAGAUGAAAGACAUGAUGGCUGUUCUCAUACAGCUGAGAGAUGUCAAAGAUACGAAUGACGUCGGCCCCGAUGGCAAGACCAUUGAAGCCAGACUCCAAGCCUUGAUAAAGCAGACCGCAGAGGAUAUCAAGGAUUGCGCAAAUGCAUGCGACACCUAUGCGAAAAAGAGGCUACUUGUAAAAGUGCUUAAAGGUUAUUCAUGGGAGGCGAAGCUUGUUGCCUUCGUUGGCACUUUCACGAAGCGACGAACCGACUUCGAGCAAGCUUUGGCUAUCCACACCGCCAGAGCCGUCGAAGCCAUCCACGGCGAUGUGCACAUUAUUCAGGCAUCUGUGGAUGCAGUCAAUGCGAAGUUGGAGCUCUUCACCAGGCUGUUCGAGACGUUCGUGCCUAAAGAACUGACCACCAUGAAAGAGAAGGUCAAAGAGAAGGGAGACAUUACAAUCGUUCUCAGCAGUGAAGCCGCGCUCAGGGAACUCAACGAUUUUGAGAACAGUCUCGACAUCCAGCACAAGAAUGACCGCAGCAAGAAGCGUUCCGACUUCACUAUGAAGGACCUCCGGGAAGAACUGCGUUAUGAUUUCGAGACCUCUGUACGGAAGAAUCUUGAGACUUUCGCAGGCAAAUUCGAACUUUAUCAAAGACAAUUGAAAGACGAAUUAACGAAGACCAUCAAUGAUGCGAACAACAGGAUUCUUACCGCAGUCAAGGAGGGGCCUCACGAUAAGAUCAGGAACUCAGAAUUGAAGUUGAUUUGGAAGGAAAUGAAUUGGCGACGAAACGUGAAAGCUCGUCUCUUCGUCAUGACACUUCGCGAUCAUUUCCGAGAGAAGGUUCAAGAGAUUAAAUUGAUCGCCGCUUCCGACGCAGAGUCUUCGAGAGAACAAAGCCGUACUGACGACUGGGCUCUCGAAUAUAUCUCCGUCACUUGGCUCCAGCCUAUCAUGGAAGCUUUUGACGAUGAUGGCUCCGGCUACAUAACCAUAACAGAGGUCAACCAGUUCACUGAGUCUCUACCAACUGAAUUGGGAUGGAGCUCGCAACACUGGAUUGCAUACUGGGCUGUUGGUUUUCAACUCGCUGCCACGAAGUAUAAGGAGAAGAUUGAACAUAUUCUGGCUCUAAUGUAUGGGCUUCGCUCACGUCUUCUUCCCGAGAACCACUAUUGGGCGGAUUACUACUUGAGGAAAGUUUGGUCAAGUGUCGUAGAAAUAACUGCUGGACUCCAGACUCCAGAUCUGCCAGAUCACUUGGAGGCUAAAUUUGAACCGUAUAUCAGUCACGAAGAAGAACGUAUCAGGAAAAAUCUUCAGGAUAUUCGUUUCGACAUCGAUGCAUUAGAUACGGUUUAUGUUGUUGCAGGUCCGGGAAGGAUUGAGAAGCACCUUUUAGCUUUGAUCUAUCUGCUCCUUGACCGAGAUCUCAAACUGUUUCGCAUCGCUCAAACCAAGAUUCUACACGAGGAUGAGCUAUGGGACUCAGCUGAUAGCCUUUUAUGGGUGACUGAUUCUGCCGUCAUUCGCGUUCACGACCUUGCAGAUCUGUACGAGCAGCAAAAGAUGGAUGUCGAUGCUCAGUUGAAAACGGUCGCAUGCGGAUUGUUCUCAAACUUGCAGGACCUUUCGGAAAUCUGGUCUACGACAAAUACCAACACCCAGCACUUCCCAUAUACUGUGUCCAAUGAAGAACUUGACGCGAAUGGACCGGAUGCGGAGCUGGAGACUCUUCUAAACUACCCUCUGCCUACUGAAUACCCUCUCUCGACAUUUGUUUACGAGACAAAGGAUGAGGUCACUGCGAGCCCGGAUAGCUCCCAACCUCAGGCUCCUAUGUUCGGCCAGUGGAGCGGAUAUGUCUACACUCAGGAUGAAUUCCCGGAAUUUUUAGUCUGGUCCUGGAUCUUUGAAGCUGUUCCGGACGAUGAGAAUGCAUUCCAGGCUUCGGGGGUCGACUAUGAUGCCGACCCCUACACUCUCAAAGGUCACUAUUCUCAAGCCGAGAAUGGAGUCAUUGAAGCGGAAUUCAUCAUCACAUACGAGUCAGGAUAUGCGACGGAAUACUACAAGGGCCACCUUGAUGAAGCGGGAUCUUUCACAGGAUUCAAGGGUGUCGACGAGAACGUUUCGGAAGACAACCAUUCAAGCCUCUUCAUAUUUAGGAGAAUUUCACCAGAAAUUAUGGUUCACCGUCCCAGUCCAAUGGAACUGGCCUCAAACAAGUACCGCGCACUCUGGAAGUUCGCGUUGGAAGCGGUGGUGACACAAACUCGUCGCCGGUUGUGGUCCUGGUCCUUCUUCCGCGAGAGGCGCGAUCUUCGGAAACGGUACAUCGAACUGAACAUACGUCUCUGGGAGUUCGGGCCUCCACUCGAUGAAGAAGAACGCGCCGCCUUCUUGGCAAGUCGAAGAGCGUUGAUACCAUAUGAUGCACUAUUUUAUCUCAGCAUUCGCAAGCAUAUGCUGAGUAUCAUACCCAAGCACUUUGACUUCGAGUGCGAUGGAUGCAAGCAACCCAUGGGUGGGGGACGGCUGAUUUGCUUGGACUGCCGAAGCGACGCGCCACAACUAUGGCAAACGGUUGAUUUUUGUGCCGAUCCUCGAUGCUAUUCAGCAUCUGUUACACAGGAGCAGCGCUAUUAUCUGGAAAAGCCCCAUGUUCCAACUCACGACCUCGUCAAGAUACGCACCUUCGUGCAAUGGGGAGAUCUUCCUGCAUUGGACCAGACGGCGAGGGCAGCACUACAGCAUUGCAGACAACGUAUGGUCGCCUCAGUUGAGACCCCUUCGGAAGAGCCCAAAGAUGCAGAGUCAUCUGCAGGUUCGGAGGAUGUUUCAGGCCCGAAGUCGCAGUCGGUGCAUUCAGAGGGUGCGACUGAAGCUCCGGCCACUGAUGAUGUUUUCCGUUGUUUCGCCUGCCACACUGUCACUGAAUUGCCUUGCUGGUAUUGCACGCAGUGCACAGAUUGUGUCAUCUGCGAUUCGUGCGAGGCAAAGUCUCUUCUGCCUUGUGUUACUUGUAGUGAGCCUUUCGUACAACCCUCAUGGUACUAUGGAUCGAACCCCAAGGACAACUUUAUGUGCAACGUCUGUUCCGUAAAGGGGCUUGACCCACCUGCAGAAAUGCAGAAAGAUUGUCUCCACACUUAUCUUCAUCCUCUAGUACGAUGCAAGGAGCGUAUAGACGACCCAGUCGAGCCUCCUGAGCCCACUACAGAGGAUCGACUUAUUUUGUUGGAAUCGUGCGUGCGCUCGAUACAAGAGAGCUUGGGUGAUAAGUUUGGGUCCAUGGAGACUGCGCUUUGUUCGUUACAGCAGACGAUGAGUGCUCUAAUGGCUAAACUGGAGUCACGAAGCAAUGGUCACGCAGUUUAAAACAUAAUGUGUAUUUGUUGUGUAUGUAGUGCAAGUGGAAUAAUCUACCCUCUUUAACGGGUCUUCGAUUUCGGGUACGCGUUAGAGCAAGAUGUUGCGCGCCGUUGCAUUGUUUGAAUACAGCUUAUGUUUAUGAUUUUCCUUAUGCUCAUUUGUAACCGCC
Messenger RNA from Somion occarium, 4783 nucleotides. The record is from the annotation of a GenBank genome assembly. NCBI's taxonomy places the organism in Eukaryota, Fungi, Basidiomycota, Agaricomycetes, Polyporales, Cerrenaceae.